This is a messenger RNA of Paramecium primaurelia, 581 nucleotides long. NCBI's taxonomy places the organism in Eukaryota, Ciliophora, Oligohymenophorea, Peniculida, Parameciidae. The record is from the annotation of a GenBank genome assembly.
AUGGAAUGUAUUAUGGAAACUGUAUAAAAAAGGAAUACAUUGAUAAAAAUUUCAAGAAUUAUAUUUACAAUAAAAAGUUAUAAUUAUAAUUAUCUAUUAGCACUCUUUACGGAUUGUGAUGAUCGAAUGAUAAACGAAAUCAAAAAGAAUAAAUAAAUUAAUAAUACAUCUAACUCUAAACAUUGUUAUCAUAGGGAUGGCAGAAGCAGCUAAAAAUUAUUGUAGAGCUUCUUAUAAAAUUGGAAAAGAAAUAAUUGAUAAAGGUUUAGAUAAAGUAAGAAAUAAGUCAAAAGUGUUGGCAAACUAUUAAUUCAUUAUCACUUCUGCCUUAAGCGUUAGCUUAUACUUCUAUGCUUUUGGAAAAUAUCUCUGUUGAAUAUGGAGUAAAGGCUGAAAAAUGCCUUCUUAAUAUACCCUUCUCAAGAAAUAUCCAAUAAUAUAGUGGAUACCUAUAAUGCUGUUUUAGCCACUCAUAUGACUUAAGAUUAUUUGUGACUCUUUAAUAAUGCUUGAUAACCAAUUAAUGUCUAAAUCUAUAGGUUUACAGAUUGGUUUGGAUUAUGUUGAUUAUACUCACUUAA